This is a messenger RNA of Effrenium voratum, 1733 nucleotides long. Lineage: Eukaryota; Dinophyceae; Suessiales; Symbiodiniaceae. The record is from the annotation of a GenBank genome assembly.
GUUGGUUGGUGACAGCUCCCGGCGGAUGCGCGCUGGGACAAGAUGAUAAGGAUAUGGGCCUUGCUGAUCUGUGCCCAGGCCAGAGAUGCGCGACAGCACCGGCUCUUGCGCUCAGAGGACCUGCCGGUAUCCUUAGCCAGGGACGAUGAGCCCUACCAGAUGCGGACCUAUGCGGCGGUGACGGACUCCGGAGGUGUGGACUGCUCCUGGAGCGAUUGGAGCGCCUGGUCCUUUUGCUCCACGAGCUGCGGCGAGGGCACGAAGAACCGGAAGCGCUGGAUCGCGGUGCGGGAGCAGGGCGCGGGCGCGGCCUGCGAGGGUUCGGCAGAGCAGUCGGAGGCCUGCGAAGGCGCUGGGAACUGCCCGCUGGACUGCGCCUGGGAGCCCUGGCAGGACUGGUCCCAGUGCACCGCCAGCUGCCAAGGUGGCCAGAAGCAGCGGACCCGGGCGGUGGCGCACUUCAACAACACCAUGGGCAAACCCUGCGACAUGGCCGAGGGCCAGCAGGAGGAGGAGUGCAACGUGGGCAGCUGCAACCAGCUCAGCUGCUGGUCCGACUGGACCGUGUGCAGCCAGACCUGCGGUGGUGGCAUCCGCGCGCGGCGCAACAAGGCUCAUUGCGAGCCCCAGAGUGAGGAGGAGCUGUGCAAUGUGGAGGCCUGCAAGGCGACGCCCAGCAAUGCGACGCCCAGCGAGGCGGCGUGCGUGUGGGGCGACUGGGGCAGUUGGAGCAGCUGCGCUAUGGAAGUCUCGUCCUCCUGCGGCGUCAGCCGCUCCCUGCGGAUGCAGAAGCACGGCAAGUGCAGCGGCCCAGCCUUGCGGGAGCGCUCCUGUGGCACCUGCGACUGUUUCGAGCAGUGGCAGAGCUGGCAGGCCUGCUCCGCAUUGUGCGGCGGUGGGCUGCGUACACGUCUCCGCACCAUCCGCAACGGCACGGACUGCCACGGGCCGCUGCGGGAGAACGUGCCCUGCAACGAGCAAGGCUGCAGCUGCGAGUUGACGGACUGGACAGGCUGGAGUCCUUGCAGCGGCCCCUGCCAGGACUCCAAGGCUGUCUCGGUCCGCACACGCGAGCCUGUCACUCCAGGGGGGGAUUGCAACGCCAGCAUGCGGGAGGAGAUGUCCUGUGACUGCGUCGAGGCCGAGCUUGCGAAGAGCACCACCAAACCCAUGGAGGCAGUGGAUUGCGUGUGGGCGAACUGGCAAGACUGGGAGGUCUGCUCUGCGAGCUGCGGGAUGGGUAAAACCCGCCGGACACGGGCGCUGGCGCUGGCGAAGAACCAAUUCGGUAGAGACUGCGAAGGGGAAGAUCGGCAGACGCGAGAAUGCAAGGGCGAUCCUUGUCCCAGCUGCGAGACUUCUGACUGGAGUCAGUGGUCUGCGUGCACGGGGCCCUGCGAGUUCUCCACCAGCCGGUCCAUCCGCAGCCGGGAGCCGCUGCAGCAAGGGGACUGCGACAAAAGCCUCGAGGAGGAGCGCGCCUGCAGCUGCGGCAAGGCUGUCACCUCUGGCACUGACGCUUCAUCCCAGGAGAGCUCUGAGGAUGCCUCCACUCCGACCGGUGCGGACGAGGUGGCGGUCAACUGCGAGUGGGAUGUGUGGCGAGACUGGGAGGCCUGUACAAAGAGCUGCAACUUGGGCAUCACCCACCGCACCCGGGACAUUCGCAUUCAGGCGAACUCGCUGGGGGACGAGUGCUAUGGCGAGACCAGGCAAACCCGGAACUGCAACGA